Molecule: messenger RNA, 1434 nt
Organism: Arabis nemorensis
Lineage: Eukaryota; Viridiplantae; Streptophyta; Magnoliopsida; Brassicales; Brassicaceae
Source: the annotation of a GenBank genome assembly
AUGGCGACUUAUGUUUCACCCUGUUUUACGCCUUCCGAUUCACGGUGGCUCACUGUUCUUAGAAAGAAUGUAUCACUGGAGAAUCAUUUAGGCAGGGUACACUCCUUUAGAAUGAUUGAGAGUAAGAAAAGCCGAGUUGUUGUUGCUGCUCAGAAAUCUGAAUCUUCGCCAAUCAGAAACUCUCCACGGCAUUUCCAAAGUCAAGACCCUUUCUUGAACCUUCACCCUGAGAUAUCGAUGCUUAGAGGUGAAGGGACCAAUACAAUAGCCAAUCCUAGAAAGGAAACUUCCGCAGUAGGGCCUGUUACUGAGGAUUUUGAAGAGCCAUCUGCUCCGAGCAAUUACAAUGAGGCAAGGAUUAAAGUUAUUGGUGUGGGAGGUGGUGGAUCAAACGCUGUGAAUCGUAUGAUAGAGAGUGAAAUGUUGGGCGUGGAGUUUUGGAUCGUGAAUACUGAUAUUCAGGCUAUGAGAAUGUCUCCGGUUUUAUCAGACAAUAGGUUACAAAUUGGUAAGGAAUUGACAAGGGGUUUAGGUGCUGGAGGAAAUCCUGAGAUCGGUAUGAAUGCUGCUAGAGAGAGUAAAGAAGCUAUUGAAGAGGCACUUUAUGGCUCAGAUAUGGUCUUUGUCACAGCUGGAAUGGGCGGUGGAACUGGCACUGGCGCAGCCCCUGUAAUAGCUGGAAUUGCGAAAGCAAUGGGUAUAUUGACAGUUGGUAUCGCCACAACGCCAUUCUCAUUUGAGGGUCGGAGAAGGGCAGUCCAGGCUCAAGAAGGGCUUGCUUCUCUCAGAGACAAUGUUGACACUCUCAUCGUCAUUCCAAAUGACAAGUUACUUACAGCUGUCUCUCAGUCUACUCCGGUAACAGAAGCAUUUAAUCUAGCUGAUGAUAUACUUCGUCAAGGUGUUCGUGGGAUAUCUGAUAUCAUUACGAUUCCUGGAUUGGUGAAUGUGGAUUUUGCUGAUGUGAGAGCUAUAAUGGCAAAUGCGGGUUCUUCAUUGAUGGGAAUAGGAACUGCAACAGGAAAGAGCCGGGCAAGAGAUGCUGCGCUAAAUGCGAUCCAAUCACCUUUGUUAGAUAUUGGCAUUGAGAGGGCCACUGGAAUCGUUUGGAACAUUACUGGUGGAACUGACUUGACAUUGUUUGAGGUAAAUGCUGCUGCGGAAGUUAUAUAUGAUCUUGUCGAUCCAACUGCCAAUCUUAUAUUCGGCGCUGUUGUGGAUCCAUCCCUCAGCGGUCAAGUAAGCAUAACCCUAAUAGCUACGGGUUUCAAACGACAAGAAGAAGGAGAAGGACGAACGGUUCAGAUGGCACAAGCAGAAACUGCCUCAAUUGGAGCUACAAGAAGACCAUCUUCCUCUUUUAGAGAAGGCGGUUCAGUGGAGAUUCCCGAGUUCUUGAAGAAGAAAGGCAGCUCUCGCUAUCCCCGAGUCUAA